Paramecium tetraurelia is the source of this 519-nucleotide messenger RNA. RefSeq lists its product as uncharacterized. The transcript has a single exon. NCBI's taxonomy places the organism in Eukaryota, Ciliophora, Oligohymenophorea, Peniculida, Parameciidae. The record is from RefSeq and is a predicted model, not a curated record.
AUGAAAUAACAAAAGUACUAGAGAAGAACUCCUAAUAAUUUCAAGAAGAUAUUGAAGAAAAAUCCAGCUCAGAAAAUGAGCUAGGGAAUGAAAGCAAAAUCUGGUGUGAAAAAUGUGGUUCUGGACCCUAUGCCUCAGGGCCUUCAUACUAUGCCCAUAUCCGCUCCGAACAUUAAGGAAAAACACCUAUAAAUAACAGAUAUCACAAGAACCUCAAGCUCAAUAGAAAAUGAGGCUUAAAGUCUAAAAAACCCUAUUGAGAAAAAUUAAGAUACAAAACUCAAAAUUCUCUGUUGGAAUAUCAGUUCUAUUAAAAAAAAUACAUUUUAGGAAAUUUAAUAACAAAAACCUCACCUAAUAUGCUUACAAGAAGUAAGGAACAAAGCAUUGAAAGAUUCAAUAAAAUAUAAGUACUUAUUUGAUCAGAAAAGAUCUCACCAUUCUGGUAGAAUAAUCAUAGGAAUUCAUAAAUAAUUUUAAAGUAGAAUAUAACCCAAUAUUACUUUGACUCAGAGAUGA